Molecule: messenger RNA, 2223 nt
Organism: Empidonax traillii (willow flycatcher)
Lineage: Eukaryota; Metazoa; Chordata; Aves; Passeriformes; Tyrannidae
Gene: HMMR
Product: hyaluronan mediated motility receptor
Exons: 17
Coding region: 207-2201 (664 amino acids)
Cellular component (GO): membrane
Molecular function (GO): hyaluronic acid binding
Source: RefSeq, a predicted model, not a curated record
AAAGUUAAAAACCCUGUCAUUUACCUUCGUGGUUCUUUGCGUGUCUGAAAAUCUCAUUUCUAGCAUGUACCCCCCUGCAAGGACCCUGUGAUGUCAAACCAUCAGGUGGAGGGAGAAGCUUGCUGCCCUCUGAAGCAUGCCAAGGGGCUGGGAGACACAAGAGUGACUCAAAUCUGAGCAGCGAGAAGAGUGCACCCACCCCUGUAAUGAAAAGGAGAUUGAUGUCCCUUGGAUCAACACCAGGUAAUGGGACUGUGAAGACCAAAAAAGAUCUUACGCUUAUGAGGGAGAAAAAGAAACAGAAGGCACUGGAGAAGGAGAUUCGGGCAUUAGUGAGAGAGCGUGGAGAGCAGGAUAAAAAACUUCAGGCUCUGGAUGAGGAUUUUGUGAAGAUUGAAGCAAAGCUGAGUGCUGCAGUUCAGGAGAAAACAUCUCUUUCAGCAACUGUUGCAUCCCUAAAAAGGCAACUUCUGGAAUUAAAAAGAAGCAAUGAACUACUGAAGUCAAAGCUGUCUGAAGAUGGUGUGCCAAAGAAAAUGAGCAGCCUGUGCAUGGAGUUAAUGAAGCUCAGAAACAUGAGGGAUGCUAAGGAGAAGUCUGCACUUGCAAAGCAGGAAAACAUGGAAAUGAAGCUGCAGGAAGUGCAAAGGAAUCUAGAGCAUUCAAAAGGAAAAGUAGCACAGUUAGAAGAAAAACUGUCUGCUACUGAGAGAGAGAAAGUUGAAGAGAAGUCUGACACUGAAAAACUCCUGGAAUACAUCACAGAGCUCAGUAGUGUUGCAGAAACAGCUGAGAAAUACAAACUAGAUAUUGCUCAGAUGAAGGAGACACUGAUUAAGAAAGACCAAGAUAUCGAGAGCCUGAGGGAAAUCCUCAAAACAAAAGAGGAAUCAUGUAAAGUGAUGAAAGAACUUAAUGAAACGUCUCAGUUCCUUCAACAAGAAAAAGAGAAGGAGUUGUCUGAGACCAGAGGAAAGUUCCUGAGUAUGAAUGCUGAAAUAGAAGACCUGAAAAAAAAAAUUGCCUUGAAGGAAGAACAACACCAAAAACUGCUUCAGAAACAUGAGGAGGUUGUCUCUCAGCUGCAGCAAGAGAAGGAGUCAUCUGCAUCAACACAACAGAAGUUAUUGGAGUUGCAGGAUGAGGUAACAAGGGAGAGACUUCUUAUUGAAGAAGAGCUGAAUGAUACCAUGAAUGAACUGAAUAAAUUACAUGCAAAGGAGAAGAAAGCUGAAAAACUGGUGAAGCAAUUGGAACAAGAAAACAAAUCUCAAGGUCUUGAACUUGCACAGAUGGAAAAAAAGUUGAAAAGGAAGAAUGCUGAGUUGGAGCAAAUCAAUGCAAUUCAUAGGAGUGCUAUAUUGCAAAUCCAAGAAGAGCACAGGAAUGCGCUGCAGAAACUUGGAGAGACUGUUGCUGACUUUGAAAGCUACAAGAAGACAACAGCUGAAGAAAUACGCUGUCUUAAACUGGAGAAUACCUCUCUGCAAGAAGCAGUUGCCGACCUAAAAAAAGUAGGCCAAGAGAAUCUGCAGUUGCUUCAGGAAGCAGAAUACGCUAAAAACAAAGCAAAAGAAGAAUGUGCAAGGAUGCUUUUAGAAGCCCAGACCAAGCUUGCACUAAAAGAAGCAGAAACAGAGAGAACAAAAGAGUCUUGUCUUGCGCAAAUCACUAAACUUGAGGAAAAACUGGAAGAGCAAACUGAAGAACUGAAAAGGGAACUUGAAGCAGAAAGGUCAAGGAACUCCAUAAAUGAAGAUAAGAUCUCAAGCUUAAAAAAAGAGAUCGAGACCUGGUAUAAUCUAUAUGAAGACUUGUAUAACAAAACUAAGCCUUUUCAGCAACAACUCAAUGCAUUUGAAGCAGAGAAGAAUGCAAUCCUACAGGAGCAUGGUGCAGCUCAGGAAGAACUGAAUAAACUAAGUGAUGCCUAUGCUAAACUACUUGGCCACCAGAACCAGAAGCAAAAAAUCAAGCAUGUUAUGAAGCUGAAGGAAGAGAAUAACCACCUGAAGCAGGAUAUCUCCAAACUGCGUGCGCUGCUAUCCAAGGAAAAGGAGACCAACAGACACCUUCAGGAGCAGCUGUGCACAGUCCAGGGCACCAAGCACUUGGAUCCUUCCAAAGCUUUCCAGUAUGAUAGCAAGGAGAAUAUUCCUCCAAAAACCCCUCUUAAAGAAGGUAAUAAAAACAAAAUUUAAUGCCUUCUUGGUAUUAAGAAAA